Molecule: messenger RNA, 997 nt
Organism: Meira miltonrushii
Lineage: Eukaryota; Fungi; Basidiomycota; Exobasidiomycetes; Exobasidiales; Brachybasidiaceae
Exons: 2
Coding region: 56-739 (227 amino acids)
Source: RefSeq, a predicted model, not a curated record
CAUCAUCUUCUCAUAACUUCAUCACAAACACUUUCUCAAACUCUCUUUCGCAAUCAUGGAAGCUCAACGUGUCGGUCUUGACAUGUUCAAGGGCUUACUUUCGCCCGACGUUCGUAGUGCUCAUUUGUUGGUAUUUGGUGCCGCUUUUGGUUCUCAAGCAUUUUUGACUUUUGUUGGCGCUCCAAUCAUGUAUAGCGAAUUACCUCGUCAACAAUUUGGCAAUUUGAUGAAGAAACUCUUCCCAACCUAUUUCUCUUACAAUGGUUUAGCAGCUGCUUUCUUGGUUGGCUCUUUGGCUUGGGACAAUGCCGUUGUACGCAAACAUCCUUUUGAUAUCUUUGAUGCAACUGUUUAUCAAGCUUUCACUUUGGCUACAGUCGCUGCUGCUAAUUUGAUCAAUGCUUUAGCAAUCGGCCCUGCAAGUUAUAAAUUACAAGAUGAACGUCACCGUCAAGAAGCUGCUGAAGGCAAAUCAUACGAUGACGCAGGUGUCUCCGACAAGAUGCAAAAGCUCAACAAAGAGUUCGCUGGUCUUCACUCAAUCAGCACUCUUCUCAACAUUGCAUCCAUCGGUGGAUUGGGUUUCCAUGCAUUGGUACGUAGCAGUUUUGUUGAUCUUGUUCUGGUUUGGGUUCUCGUCUUUUUCUUUUCGCUAUUGCCUAUCGUCGCCAGAGCUGAUAUGCUCGAAACAGUCAUCAAUGAUGUCAUUUUGACGGUGGAUUCUCCAAAAAUUUGGUGAUGAGCACCGGAAGGAUUUGGAGAUCAUCGUACAACAGAUGUUGGCAAUCGUUUUGCCUCAUCAUUUGGAGAUUUGCAUCAUCGAGUUGGGAUGUGUUAUGGGUUAUUUUUGGUGUGUGGUAUUAUGGUUAUUUGAGUGUAGACACGACGGGCUUUGAAAGCUGGCGAGUGUCGCGUUUGGAUGGAUGAUGCUGUGCUUCUUAUGGUAACGAUACACAAGGAUGUGUUUUAGGCGGAUUUGGUCAGCUACGAGAAAAAA